AUGUCUGCGCAACUUUUUAAUAUGGUCGCCAAGCGCGCCCUCAAAGACGCGGCGAAGAAAAACAUCAACUCCAAGGACCCUUACUUUGAAGAAGUCGCCAUCUACGGCCGCGAUGGUCGGCCCACGGGCCGCGUCAAGAAACAGAAGAAGGGCAUCCCAGCCAUCCUUUCGCGCAACGACGGCAAGGUGCUGAAGAGGGUGCGCAGACAGGCCUACCGCCUGGACAUGUCGCUCUUCAACUGCUGCGGUAUUCGCUUUGGCUGGGGCAGUGUCAUUGGCUUCAUUCCUGUGGUUGGCGAUGUCAUUGACCUUUUACUGGCAUACUCUGUCGUUACAUCCUGCGCCAAAAUCGACGGCGGCCUGCCUCCCGCGCUCCAAGCCCGCAUGUACUUUAACAUUAUGCUCGACUUUGGCAUCGGGCUCGUCCCCUUUGUCGGCGACGUCGCCGACGCCAUGUUUCGCGCCAACACCCGCAACGCCUGGGUUCUCGAGGAAUACCUGAUCAAGAAAGCAGAGACAGAACAGAGGCUCCGCCAAGAAAAGGCGCAAAGGGACAAUCAGAACAACCAGCAGCAGCGCCUCGGCGACGGCCGGCCUCUCCCAAACCCUGGUCCUGCUGCUGGUGACGGUGCCGGUGCGGACCCCGAGCGGCCUGCUCCCAAGAAGAGCUUCUGGUCAUCGUGGGGCCGCUCGGCGCCACAAGACGUGCAGACCGACCAAGAGAUGGCCGUCGUCGAAGGUGCGCAGGGUAGACAGCCGAGCGAUCUGGCGUAUGACGGCCGAGCGUAG
Sporothrix brasiliensis 5110 is the source of this 789-nucleotide messenger RNA. Its product is annotated as PH domain protein. Bases 1 to 789 code for a protein of 262 amino acids. NCBI's taxonomy places the organism in Eukaryota, Fungi, Ascomycota, Sordariomycetes, Ophiostomatales, Ophiostomataceae. The transcript is spliced from 3 exons. The record is from RefSeq and is a predicted model, not a curated record.